AAAAAUGGCGUAAAUUAAAAAAAAAAAUAAACUAAAAGAAAAAGAGUAAUAAUUAAAAAAAAUAAAAAAUGUGAUUAAUUUAAAUAGUAAUUAAAUAAUGGCAGUGUUACAUCGCGCAUUAUUUACAUGGUUCGAAUUAUUAAUUUUUUUAAUUCUACUAGUUCUAAGAUUAGACCAACGCAUAUUAUGGAAUUGGUUUAUUGUUUUUAUACCAAUGUGGGUAUAUGACUGUAUAUUAUUGAUAUAUAUUAUAUUUAAUAUGGUGUCCCAUUGUAAAAAUAAUCAUAAUACCACUAAUUGUUUAAGGCGGAAGGGCUGGCAUAUGAUUGCAGUAUUAUUAAAAUUAAGCGUACAGAUAUUAAUAUGUUUAAGAUUAGAAGCUCCUUAUUUAAAUUUACCAGCAAAAGCUGUCUUGUCACCAUUCUGGUUACUUUUACCUGCAUUGACGAUUGAUGUAUUUGUUCAUUUGAUCCAACACUCGAGAUACUGAGA
Microplitis mediator is the source of this 492-nucleotide messenger RNA. Its product is annotated as transmembrane protein 60. The record is from RefSeq and is a predicted model, not a curated record. The transcript has 2 exons. The coding region runs from base 98 to 490 and encodes 130 amino acids. NCBI's taxonomy places the organism in Eukaryota, Metazoa, Arthropoda, Insecta, Hymenoptera, Braconidae.